Molecule: messenger RNA, 2579 nt
Organism: Carlito syrichta (Philippine tarsier)
Lineage: Eukaryota; Metazoa; Chordata; Mammalia; Primates; Tarsiidae
Product: serine/threonine-protein kinase TNNI3K-like
Exons: 26
Biological process (GO): protein phosphorylation
Molecular function (GO): protein binding; ATP binding; protein kinase activity
Source: RefSeq, a predicted model, not a curated record
GCACUUGAACUUGGAAUCUUGUAACCUGAAUAACUGCAGUGGAGAAAAGAAGAAAUUUCUAACAAAUGGGAAAUUAUAAAUCUAGACCAACUCAAACUUGUACUGAUGAAAGGAAGAAAAAAGUCAGUGAAUCUUAUGUUAUCAUCAUGGAAAGGUUAGAAGAUGACCUGCAGAUCAAGGAAAAAGAACUUAUAGAACUAAAGAACAUAUUUGGCUCUGAUGAAGCCUUCAGUAAAGUCAAUUUGAAUUACCGCACUGAAAAUGGACUGUCUCUACUUCAUUUAUGCUGCAUCUGUGGAGGGAACAAGUCGCAUAUUCGAUCCCUUAUGCUAAAAGGACUCCGCCCAUCACGACUGACAAGAAAUGGAUUUACAGCCUUGCACUUGGCAGUUUACAAGGAUAGCGUAGAAUUGAUCACCGCCCUGCUUCACAGUGGAGCUGACGUACAGCAGGUUGGGUAUUGUGGCCUCAGCGCCCUCCAUAUUGCUACAGUAGCUGGUCACCUGGAGGUUGCCGACGUGCUGCUGCAACACGGAGCCAAUGUCAACAUUCAAGAUGCGGUUUUAUUCACGCCGUUGCACAUCGCCGCUUACUAUGGUCACGAACAGGUCAUCCGCCUUCUUUUGAAAUUUGGAGCUGAUAUAAAUGUGAGUGGUGAAGUUGGAGACAGGCCCCUCUACCUGGCAUCUGCAAAAGGAUUCUUUAAUAUUACAAAACUCUUGAUGGAAGAAGGCAACAAAGCAGAUGUGAAUGCCCAGGACAAUGAAGACCAUGUCCCACUCCACUUCUGUUCGCGAUUUGGACACCAUGAUAUCGUCAAGUACCUGCUCCAGAGUGGUCUAGAUGUUCAGCCUCACGUGGCUAAUAUCUAUGGAGACACCCCGUUGCACCUGGCAUGCUACAAUGGCAAAUUUGAAGUCGCCAAGGAAAUCAUCCAAAUAUCAGGAACUGAGAGCCUGACAAAGGAAAAUAUCUUCAGUGAAACAGCUUUCCACAGUGCUUGUACCUAUGGGAAGAACAUUGACCUAGUUAAAUUUCUUCUUGAUCAGAAUGUUAUAAGUAUCAACCACCAAGGAAGGGACGGACACACUGGGUUGCACUCUGCUUGCUACCACGGUCAUAUUCGCCUGCUUCAGUUUUUGCUGGAUAAUGGAGCUGAUAUGAAUCUAGUAGCUUGUGAUCCCAGCAGGUCCAGUGGUGAAAAGGAUGAGCAGACAUGUUUGAUGUGGGCUUAUGAGAAAGGUAUAUUUUUAAUCAUUGCUGUUCUAGGAACCCAUCGGCGUCCUCUUGAUACGUUAUUCUGAACCAAUGAGUGAUCUCAGCCUGGAGGAGAUGACUCCUACGUGUCUGUUCCAUCCCCCUUGGGGAAGAUUAAAAGCAUGACAAAAGAGAAGGCAGACGUUCUCCUCCUAAGAGCUGGGUUGCCUUCACAUUUGCACCUUCAGCUUUCAGAAAUUGAGUUCCAUGAGAUAAUCGACUCAGGUUCUUUUGGGAAAGUAUACAAAGGACGAUGCAGGAAUAAGAUAGUGGCCAUAAAACGGUACCGAGGCCACACCUACUGCUCCAAGUCAGAUGUGGACAUGUUUUGCCAAGAGGUGUCCAUUCUCUGCCAGCUCAACCAUCCCUGUGUGGUCCAGUUUGUGGGCGCCUGCUUGAACGAUCCCAGCCAGUUUGCCAUCGUCACACAGCACAUACCGGGGGGUUCUCUGUUCUCCCUCCUUCAUGAACAGAAGAGGGUUCUUGAUUUGCAGUCCAAAUUAAUUAUUGCAGUGGAUGUUGCCAAAGGCAUGGAGUACCUUCACAACCUGACACAGCCAAUUAUACACCGUGACUUGAACAGUCACAACAUUCUUCUGUAUGAGAAAGGGCACGCCGUGGUGGCAGAUUUUGGAGAAUCAAGAUUUCUACAGUCUCUGGAUGAAGACAACAUGACAAAGCAGCCUGGGAGUCUGCGCUGGAUGGCCCCAGAAGCGUUCACACAGUGCACGCGCUACACCAUCAAGGCCGACGUGUUCAGCUACGCGCUGUGUCUGUGGCAGCUCCUCCCCGGCGAGAUCCCGUUCGCUCACCUCAAGCCAGCGGCCGCGGCGGCGGACAUGGCUUACCACCACAUCCGGCCUCCCAUUGGCUACUCCAUUCCCAAGCCCAUAUCAUCCCUGCUAAUGCGAGGGUGGAACGCAUGUCCUGAAGAAAGACCUGAGUUUUCUGAAGUUGUUACAAAGUUAGAAGAGUGUCUCUGCAACAUUGAGCUGAUGUCUCCUGCCUCAAGUAACAGCAGUGGGUCUCUCUCGCCUUCUUCUUCCUCUGAUUGCCUGGUGAGCCAGGGAGGGCCUGGCCGGAGUCAUGUGGCAGCUUUCAGGAGUCGUUUUGAAUUGGAAUAUGCUCUCAAUGCCAGGUCCCAUGAGGCCUGGUCCCAGAGUAACGCUGGACAGCGUUCCUCUCAAGACCUGCCUUCGGAGGAGAUGAAAAGGAGCCCUCAGUUUCCCCCCGUUGACAAAUACGGCUAUGUAUCUGAUCCCAGGAGCCCGAUGCAUUUCCAUUCUUGCCGGGAUAGUGGCAGCUUUGAGGACAGCAGCUGA